AGAGAGAGAGAGAGAGAGAGAGAGGGAUUGCUUGUUACAUCCUGAAUGGUGAUCUCUCUCAAGACAGUGCUUUGCUCUUCAGCUAUAAGAGUGGAGUUUUCAGCACAGUGAAUCCUGGAGAAAUGGCUCUUAUGGGUGUGAACACCAAAUGUCUGGGUCUCUUUCUUCUUUGCACAAUAACUGGCCAUUCUUUGGAGAUAACAGUUAAUCCUCCUCAGGAUUUUGAAAUACUGGAUCCUGGAUUACUGGGAUAUCUUUAUUUGCAGUGGAAACCUCCUGUGGUUAUGGAAAAAUUUAAGGAAUGUAUACUAGAAUAUGAGUUGAAAUACCGAAAUGUUGAUGAUGAUAGCUGGAAGACCAUCAUUACUAAGAAUCUCAUUUACAAGGACGGGUUUGAUCUUAACAAAGGAAUUGAAGGAAAGUUACGUACUCAUCUGUCAGAGCAGUGUACAAAUGGAUCAGAAGUUCAAAGUUCAUGGAUAGAAGCUUCUUACUCAGUAUCAGAUGAAGGAAGCCUGGAAAGUAAAGUUCAGGACAUGAGGUGUAUAUAUUAUAACUGGCAGUAUUUGGUCUGCUCUUGGAAGCCUGGCAAGACAGUACAUUCUGAUGUCAACUAUACUUUGUAUUUCUGGCAUGAGGGCUUGGCUCACGCUUUGCAGUGUGAGAGUUACCUCCUGGAUGCUGAAAAAAAUGUUGGAUGCAAACUUUGCAACUUGGAGUCAUCAGACUAUAAAGAUUUCUUUAUCCGUGUUAAUGGAUCCUCAGAAUCAGAACCUAUCAGAUCCAGCUAUAUGGUUUUUCAACUUCAAAAUAUAGUUAAACCACAGCCACCAGAAUUCCUUCAGAUUAUCAUGGAGGAUUCUGCUGAAAUUAGAAUGAAAUGGAGCACACCUGAAGGGCCCAUUCCACCAAGGUGUUACACUUAUGAAGUUGUGGUCCGAGAAGACGAUAUUUCCUGGGAGUAUGCCACAGAUGCAAAUGAUAUGACGUUGAAACGGAAAGCCAAUGAAAGUGAAGAACUCUGCUUUUUUGUAAGAAAUAAAGUCAAUAUAUAUUGUGCAGAUGAUGGGAUUUGGAGCGAAUGGAGUGAAGAGGAAUGCUGGGAAGUUUACACGGGGUCAGACUCAAAGAUUAUUUUCAUAAUACCAGUUAGUCUUUUCUUUAUGUUCCUCUUAUUACUUCUUUGCCUUUUUGUGGAGAGAGAAGAACCUGCACCAACAUUGACCUUCCGUGUGGAUCUUAACAAAGAAGUUUAUUCUAAUGGAGAGACCCUCUGUUAA
Acomys russatus (golden spiny mouse) is the source of this 1280-nucleotide messenger RNA. RefSeq names its product interleukin 13 receptor subunit alpha 2 (gene Il13ra2). The transcript is spliced from 10 exons. Gene Ontology annotation, cellular component: membrane; external side of plasma membrane. The record is from RefSeq and is a predicted model, not a curated record. Lineage: Eukaryota; Metazoa; Chordata; Mammalia; Rodentia; Muridae. The coding region runs from base 123 to 1280 and encodes 385 amino acids. Gene Ontology annotation, molecular function: protein binding; cytokine receptor activity. Gene Ontology annotation, biological process: cytokine-mediated signaling pathway.